GCACUGAAGCGAAAUCCCCACGCCCCCGUGGUGCCAUGCCACCGCAUCGUGCGAGCCGACCGCUCACUGGGCGGCUACUUCGGGGCGACAGCUUUGGAAGACGCACACAUGAAGACCAAGGUGCGUCUGCUUGAGGAGGAGGGUGUUCUCCUGGAGCGCAAACGCGAUGCGCUCUUCGUGAAAGCCGAGUGCUUCUGGCACUUCCCAGCGAGUGUCGACUUGGAGGCGAUCCCGCUUCCUCAGAACAGCCCGGUCGAAUCCAUGCCCAAGGUCAGUUUGUACCCUGCGAAGCGGCGCCGCGCUGGUGAUGGAGACUCGCAUGGAUGA
This is a messenger RNA of Symbiodinium sp. CCMP2456, 327 nucleotides long. The record is from the annotation of a GenBank genome assembly. NCBI's taxonomy places the organism in Eukaryota, Dinophyceae, Suessiales, Symbiodiniaceae.